This is a messenger RNA of Triticum turgidum subsp. durum (durum wheat), 369 nucleotides long. The record is from the annotation of a GenBank genome assembly. Lineage: Eukaryota; Viridiplantae; Streptophyta; Magnoliopsida; Poales; Poaceae.
AUGAUUCCCUUUCUUCCGUGCCUCCAAUGGAGGCUACCAGCGGCAGGAACGCCACGAGACAUCCUGGCAUUGCAGAUGCAGAGCUUUCUAGGGGCGGCCUGUUUGUUUCCGGCCGCGCCGAUGUCAACUACCUUGAUCCACUGUGACUGUCCCCAACCACGCUCAACUCCCCAUUUUUGUACUUGGGAUGAUUUGGUGCAAGGUAUAGAGGAGCAUGAUCAAGCAUGGCUAAAUAUAUUUGCAAGUAGAGAAGUUCUUGAGUCACACACUAAAGGAAGAGAGAUAAGCUUUUUCUCUUUGUUGUAUCAAAUCUAUUUGGAAGUGCUAAUUGAUGAAAUGUAUGUAGCAUUAGUAAUAGUUUUUUCAUGA